Messenger RNA from Photinus pyralis (common eastern firefly), 3745 nucleotides. RefSeq lists its product as uncharacterized. Lineage: Eukaryota; Metazoa; Arthropoda; Insecta; Coleoptera; Lampyridae. The transcript has 6 exons. The record is from RefSeq and is a predicted model, not a curated record. The coding region runs from base 1619 to 3088 and encodes 489 amino acids.
CAAACAGUAGUUUAUGUACAGAGUGAUUCGUUAGGAUAUGAAUAACAAUGGGCGCGUUGACGGAUACGUCUUAUAAUUACAUCGCUACUUCUACGCUCUUGACGGAGCAGUCGGUCAUUUUUAAUUAAUGAUAUCUUGAAUAUGAAAUGGAGAUAAAGUUAGCUACUUUGAAUUUAAAUUUAUAAAUUGCACAUUUUGUUUCAUUUUUUUGUCCGGAAUAGCAGGCGGAUUUGAGUGUUUUCGAAAGAAAGGACUUGGAAGGAUUAGCCAGUAUUUCGUAUAAAAGAAGUUCUUUUUAGGGACUGAUUUUUCAAUUUUCAGCUCAUUUUUUUAUACCUACAGAUAACGCUUGCCGACUAUAUCUGUUGGCCGUCACAAGUCCUGGAAAUAUUUGAUUACGCAGGCCAUUGAAUAAAAAAUUAAUUUAUUCUAUGCCCAGGCCUAUGAUUACAAAUUCAUAAUCAUGUGAACAUAUGAAUAAUUUUCAUAGACGUAAGGCAAACGUUCAUAAUUUUGAUAAUUUAUUAUAAUUAAAAUACCUAGGGUGCACAUGGGCGCCCCAUUCGCAUUUACCGUCGUUAACCCCCCCGUAACGGAUUUAUUGUUUAUCAAUGCCAAAUCAUUAUCGCGAUUUAAAUUACGAACUUCAAGUGAUAAUGGUUGGGGAUUCCUGAUGUGCAUUGAAUUUAACGGCAGAUCCAAAAUCAUCUCGGAAAGAAAAAGAUAGGGUGUGACUUAGAUCUUUCUUGUGCGACUUGUAUGAUCGAGAAUAUGUAUACCCUUAAUUAGAGGGAACGUUUAUUAAAAUUUAAGGGUGGGAUACAUAAUAACUGAAGUAUCUUCGCGCCAAUUGUCUCAUCACUAAAGGGUCCGAGCUAAUGCGCCCAUGCUAAAGUGGCGGCCUCAAAAUGUCAUAGUCCAUCAAAGUCUGUUAAAGACUGUGAGAAAUACUGCCUUUUUUUGUUUACCGCCGCCACCAUGUUACAUUAAUUAUCAAAAAGAGGCCUUAAGUAUUUGAUCUUGUAUUAAAUAACCAAUUAUUGGCAAUCUAAGUGAUCUCCAGUAUUUAAAUAUUUCGUUAACAGCACUCUUAGAUGCGCGCCACCCUGUAUACUUGUAAAAUGCAUAAAUUUAAAAAACCUUUCUUAUUGGAACGAAAAUGAAAUUAAUUUAAAAAGUUGCAUAAUAAUUAAACAGGUAAAACGUUGACGUAUAAAGUGUAACGUACGCGUUUAGUUUGUUAGUAAACACCAUCCAAGUAAAUCGUGUCAUUGUAUAAAGAAUGUCAAGAAUGUCAUUUAUUCAAACACAAACACGAUUAAUAAGACUAAUUUAAGACCACUUUAAUCGUGACACACCCAAUUUCAUUUAGUUAACUUCCUCCCUUUUACCAUUUAUAUAAAGAAGAACGAAACGUGCGAAGUAGUUUCAAAAAUUCGAGGGAAAUUUUAAUUAAUAACCGAUCAUUGAUGAAAUUUUGAACAAACGGGAAUCGACCAAUAAGACGAAGUCGUUUCCGCCAUUUAAAUUUGUUUGUGUUCUUGCGCGGUAUUUAAUGACUGGGAGGGGUUGAGAAAAAUUAAUAAAGAAGGGCUAGGCAGUCGUUUGGGUGAAAAACAUGAAUGGAAAUGAGGUGUUUUCCGGUUAUUUAGAUGUUAAAGUGUCUGCACGAUCUCGUCGCGGUUUCACCCCUUGGAAGGCAUGGCACAAGCAAUGGUGCGAGAUAAAACGUUUAGAUUGUAUGGAAAAUGGUGCUAAAUUAAUCUUAAAGACGGCAGCAGAAGGAUCAGUUAUCAGUUCUGUUAUUUUACCUCGUUCCUCUACAGUUUGUCGGAUAAAAUCGCACACGAAAAGUUUCGCAUUCGGUGUAUUUACGCUUGGCCGGAAUCAGAAACCAAUUUUAUUUCUCUCGGGUAGCUCGGAAACUGACACACAAAAAUGGAUGGCAUACAUUCGAAAGAUCUUAAUGGUAGCUUCGUAUAUUCCAGUUGGCAGCCUAAACUUUCACGUCUCAUUAGUCGAUAAUGAUCACUCUAGAGCGGCGGGAGUGUACGGUUUAUUUGGCAUUUUAAGCGCUAAUUCCCAAGAAAUCUCAAUCAGCGAUCCAAUUACCGGCGAUAACGUAGUCAAGUGGAGCUGGAUUAAUUUUCAUCAAUUUCACCUGCAGGCACAUACGCAUCCUGACGACGAAAAUACCAUUUGUGUCAUGCACACUAGCAAGGAAUUCACAUCUGGGGCGGGACAAAUAUAUUUUUAUUGCGAAGACGGUCCUAAAUUACUCGAAUUGUUGGUGACACGUGGGAAAAGUCGAAAAUUAAAUCACCUCUUUGCAUCGUCGCAAAGGUUAAGCCAAAGCGAAAGCGAUUUAAAUAAGUCAAACGACGCAUUUUAUUCGCUGCGACAUUUUAGUAACAGUGAUGAUUCCGGAGUGCGUGUAUCUAUUUCUUCAGAUGAUUAUGGAUGUCGUAUGAAAAGUAAGACGUUAAGCAUGAAUGGAUUGUUAUCUAAAACACCUGGUGGAAGUGAAACUGAAGAUGACGACACAGACAUAAACCAAAUCUAUAUUGAAUCCAAGAUACCAAGAGGUGAAUCUGGCGUAUCUCUAGCUUCUGGUGUAUAUGAAGAGAUUCCCGAACUCCUACCCGAUUUGAGUAAACCUAUGAAUAUGACCACCUCGCUUAAUAUCUACACAAACAGCCACAUGAUUCAUUUAUACGAAGAUCCCGAAGAAGUAGCGGCCAGUAUUUUAAGAAAAUAUGGAAAAGUGCGUGCUCCACCACCAUUACCACCACGUAUUUAUAGUAAUAUAGACAAGGACUGUGAUAUUGCAACUGCGCCAAAUCCAUCGAAAUUAUCGACAAAUUUCAUCGGUAAAUACAGGUCACAUACGUUACCCGCGAAAGAUCUGAGAAGGCUCUCGCAAACUUUCUCUUGCGAUUCCGAUUACAUGGUUAUGACACCAAAGAAUAAAAAGAAAGCCAAAGAUAGUAUAGUCGUUGAGAGUGUGUAUGUACCGAUGUCUCCUAUUGCCGCAUUAAAGACGAAACUAGAAAAUUGUUAUAUGGUAAUGAGCGGGAAAAAAUGUUAACGUUUCUUCCUUGGCGUCCAUUUAGUACAUAUCAAAUUUUUUUGGAAAUAUUUACAUCUUUUGGUACUGUUGCUCAAUUUUGUGAGAUGUGGUCGAUAUGAGCUUUGAUCUCAACUUAAAAGUAUUAUUUUGCGCGCCUAUUCUUUUCUUAUAGCGAAGUUACACCAUUUAAAUUGGUAGUGUGAUGUUUCUAUUAUCUUUUUUUUACAAAGACUGCUUUUGUUAUACUUGGAAUCAGGAAAUUAUGUGCUCACGUGACUGUGGAAUGGAAUUUCACAAGUUAAAACGGAUAUAUUCACCUUUCUUAGGAUUUUAUUGGACUUGGAGAAAGGUAAAUAUAUCUGUUAUGUCAAGUGGUCCAAGUGUAAUUCGAUUUCACAGACAGGUGAAGGUAACUUUCCGCGACUCCUAGUAUACUACGUAAUUGUUAAUCUCUGAAUUGCAUAGUGUAAAUUACUGAAUUGUCAAAUGAAUGCAUUUCAAUUUAUGCUCUCUUGCCACGCAAUCUAUUUUGUUUUUUUUAAUUGUAGAGGUAUUGUUGAUUUAUUUAUUUAUAUUUAGGUGAUAUUAGAAAGAGGGGUUAUUAAGAUUUUUUUAAAUAGGUAUUCUUCCAAAUAUAUAUAAAUGAAGAAAUAUGUAUGAUUCAUUUAUAAACGA